AUGACCGCUUCUGUUAUGGAAAGCUUGCCGGCCAUGGCAAAGCAAGCCCACUCUCAGGACGCCGCUAUGGACAAGUUGUCUACGGUUCCGCGUCACGACAGCAUGUCUUCCGAACCACCUCUUUCGAUAUCAACUCUGACACCAGAAGAGCUGUCUGCAGACAGAACCAGUGAGACCUCAUGGUCUGACGCCGCGGUAGAAGCCAACGGAUGGCCAACCUCCCAAGCAUCAAUGCCGCUAUCUACUCAUCUUACCGAACUGUUCGAAGAGAACAUCAUGGCCAAAGUCUAUCGCACCGCGACAAAGUCCCUCCAAGAGCAGGAACCUUCAACCUCUAAAGAGGUUCAGAAGACUCCGAUCGCCUUUCCAGAGAUCGUCCCUCAAGACGGCCCCAAUGCGGGCCAGUACGAGUUCCGCGACCCAGACUUCUGGACCUGCGGGUUCUUCCCAGGAACGCUCUAUGCCUUAUUGGAGCGAAGCGUCAAGCACCCGUCAACGAUGGGACUCGCCAAUGCCGGGUCCGGGCUCAGUGUCGCCACGCUUCGCCAGCAUCUGCGGAGGCUAUGCAAGAUCUGGGCCGAUCCCUUGCAUGACAUGGCCGGUCGGACGGACACGCACGAUAUCGGCUUCAUCAUCAUGCCAGCACUACAGAGGGACUGGGAGCUGAACGGUGACGAGAAAAGUCUCGCUUCCAUCGUCAGGGCUGCGCAUUCUCUUGCGACUCGGUAUGUCCCAGCCGCUGGAGCUAUCCGCAGCUGGGAUUGCCUCUUGAAGAAGGACAUUGCAGUGACAGACAUGGAGACGAAUCUCCUUGCCAUCAUUGAUAGCCUAUGUAAUCUGAACCUCCUAUUCUACGCCGCAGCACAUACCGGCGACAGAACUCUCGCCGACAUCGCCACCACGCACGCCCGUACACUCUUAAAUACGCACCUCCGUCCCGAAUCCGUGAGUACGCUAGUGAGAAAUGGAUACAGAGGUCAGCUUUAUUCGACGUGCCACGUCGCCAACAUCGAUCCGGUCACCGGUGAUCUCAAAUGGCGCUGGACGGCACAGGGGUACGCAAACAAUUCCACGUGGGCCCGUGGCCAGGCGUGGGCGAUCCUGGGGUAUGCCCAGACUUACUACUGGACUCGAGACAGAAGUUUUCUUGAGGCUGCCUUGGGUGCUGCGGAGUACUUUCUGUACCGGCUCGACAUGGCGCCGUCAUGUGUAGAUACACUGGUGGCCGAUGAGGAGACGAACUGCUGCUCUCGGGAUGGGCGUCGAAAGAAGACAAAGGGCCGAAGGAUUCCUCUUUGGGACUUUGAUGCCCCGAUACAAAAUACCGCGGAGCCUCUGCGAGAUUCAUCGGCCGGGGUGAUUGCUGCUAACGGCAUGCUGGUGCUGUCACAGGCGCUCAAGGGCAUCCAAGAACAUGCUUUGGCGCGGCGGUUCCUCGACGCGGCUGUUGAGAUCGUCCGAGAUACCCUCGACUACUCACUCGCAGACGAAACGGCUCGGUUCAUCAGAGCUAUCAGCGAGGCGGGGUUGGAAGUGGAAGACGCCAUCGCUGGCCGAUGUUUCGACGGCAUCAUCAAGCACGGGACGGCCAAUAAUAAUGAAAAUGCUAGACGAAGGUACUGGAAUCAUAGUCUCGUUUACGGGGAUUACUAUCUCGUUGAGUUUGGGAACAGGCUUUUGAAUAUGGGAUUAGCGUAG
Messenger RNA from Colletotrichum fioriniae, 1698 nucleotides. RefSeq lists its product as uncharacterized. Gene Ontology annotation, biological process: polysaccharide catabolic process. Gene Ontology annotation, molecular function: chondroitin hydrolase activity. The record is from RefSeq and is a predicted model, not a curated record. Lineage: Eukaryota; Fungi; Ascomycota; Sordariomycetes; Glomerellales; Glomerellaceae.